Molecule: messenger RNA, 10607 nt
Organism: Heterotrigona itama
Lineage: Eukaryota; Metazoa; Arthropoda; Insecta; Hymenoptera; Apidae
Source: the annotation of a GenBank genome assembly
AUGAACUACGGUGGGAAUAUGCCAGAUUGGCACCAGUAUAACACCUCGCAGACAAAUGAAGUUACACCUUCGACGCAAAAUGUUAAUUCUGGUCACCUUGCAUACAUUCCUGGUGUCAGUCCAUCGACACUGAAUGCAAUUAGUCUUAAUUCAGAGGGUUUGAACAAACAUCAGAACAAUACUAAUUACAAUCCAAGAAAUUAUCAAUCUUUCAACAAUGUAUCAAAUAACUCGGCCAUACCGAAUAACAGUCCCCUUGCAUCUAUGGUGCAAAUGCAGAAUUGCAUUGGCCAUUAUGGCUCUCCAAAUACGAGAAAUCCGAUGUUGGAUAACAUAAAUGCUUCUGUAGAUCCUAGGAACACCACGAUCGGAACUGUAAAUGAUGACAUAGGAUAUAGAAGCAAUCAAGGGCCUUUCAAUGGACCUAUUGGUCAUUUAAAUGGACCAAACUGCAAUUUGAAUGUGUCAACUGGACCUAGAACAGGACCUGGGCCUGUUCAUGGAGCUAGAACUAAUUCUGGACCAGGACUUGGAACCAAUCCUAAUAAUGGAACUGGUCCUGGCCCUAUGUACGGACCUAAUUCUAGACAUGGACCUGCAUCAGUAUCUGGUUCAGGUUCUGGACCUGGAAAUAUGGGGCCAAGAAGCACUAAUGUCGGUCCACCACCACCUCCUGGAAAACCUGGACCAUCUUCUUCAUGUAUUCCUUGUAAAGGAAUGUGUUGCAAUUCAGAUCCAAACAUUAAUUAUCAACAAUGGGAGAAAUUCGGAUCCUAUCAGAACAAUGGUUCAUACAGAGAUAAUGUGCAUCCAUCGAAUUAUCAAAUUGAAAAUAGACAUUUCGGAAAUAACUGUAAUUUUAGGAAAGAUAAUCUAGAUGGUAAAGAAGUAAUGGGUCCUGUAAUACCCAAUGCGUCCACCGCAGAUCAUAGAAGAAACUUUGCAGAUUACAAGUAUCACAAAGAUCAUUUAGCGCAUAGAAAUUACUCAACAUCUUCGGGAAUGUUCCACAAUUACUCCAUGCAAGGUUACAAUUAUUCUACAGAGCACCAGAAGUAUCCUUAUCCUGUAAAAGAACACACAAAAACGAACAACAUGAACGUGCAGAAUUCAGGAAUGCUUAAGCAUCAGGAACAAAAUUUCAUGGCCCAACAAAAGUUCAACAAUAAACAAUUUCAGUAUCAAAAUGGGAACAUGAUACCCAAAGGGAUCUCUACUUUAAAUGUAAACGCGAAUAUGGCAUCGUCUUCUCAAAACCCGUACUUCAACUCCCAAUAUCCGAGGAACAUUUCCACAGAAAUUUCUCACGAAUGCCAAGAAACCACCGAUAAUACUUCAAUGAUGAAUAGAAUGCAGGGCACCCUUAUACACAAUUCUCCUUCACAACAUCAAGUGUAUCAACAAAAAAUAGCAAUGCAAAAAUUUUCAAUAGAAAAUCACCUUCGAGAACUAGGUAGGAUACCUGGUUAUCAAUCACACCCCAAAUACAAAGAAUGUAUCCUCAGAUACAGAGAAAUAUUAAAAUUACAACAAUCCUCUGGCUACCAAAGUCCAGUUCAACAAAUUCCGCGUGUAGCAACACCGGCAAAUACCUCAAUGCCGCCUAUUAAUUUGCAGUUUGACCAAAAUGGUAUGUUAAUAAAUUCCAGUUAUCUACCAGAUAAUUUUCCUAAGUUACAGCACGCGUCAACUGUGGAACAAGCACCGGAAAACAUGGAUAGGCAAACUAAAGACCAGGAUAUUGUCAUGGAUAACGAAAAAUGCCAGCAGUCGCAGCAGUCACAGCAAUUAAUGAUUCCUCAACAAAAUGAACAUGUUCCUUCCUCUUGUGCAGAGACAUUUCAAAAGCAGAGUCAGUUCUCUAUACACAAGGACUAUAAUCAAAAUCAACUGAAAGUACAAACAAGCGAGAGUCACAGCUUUAAUAUUUUAAGUACUAAUAGUAGCAACGAAACGAUGCAACAGAAAACCUCUAAAGAGUUUGCUAAUAAACCGGAUUUAGACGUAAGACAGUUUCUGGCUAAUUGGGAUGAAACUGACGACGAAGAGGGAACGACGAACCUACCGGAUACGAUUCUGAGUGAAACAACUCCAGUUGUUGUGGUAAGCUACGAAAAUAUAGAUCUUUCAUCGAAAACACAGCAAGGCACCGAGGUUACAAGAAAAAAUAGUUUCUGCUCGGACGAAACUUUAGAAAGUGGUAAAGAUGGUAAAACAAAUAUAAUAACAGCCCAAGAUUGCUUGACAAUAUCGUAUUCCUCGUCUGACAAUUCUGAGAUUCCUAAAACUUCUGAAAGAACAAUUAGAGAAGGUGUGGUAAAGCCUGGAAGUAUCAUACAUUGCAUCAGCAAUGGUCCUGAUGAAAUACCCACGAUUCACAUAGUGGACAAUUUAGAAAUAAGAACACCUAAUGAUCAAGUUAUACAGACUUUGGAGAAGCAAAAGACAAUACCAUUUUUCAGAGAAUCGAGCAACAAUGAAACGAUGGCUCUCGAAGAUACAGAACAGGACAAGGAUAGUGUUCAUAUAUUGUCUGCUAAUUACACCACAUCUUUGAGUAAUGUGGAUAAGGAUACAAAUAUAGAAGAUUCCAAUAUUUCUGAAACAACUACAAUUUCAAUGAACAAUCAGGAAUUGAGAGUUUUAUCAACUUCACAGAAAGAUAAUCUGGGCGUUAGUGAUAAUAUGGAAUUGAAGAAGCAGCAUAGCUUUGAAGAAUCUCAUAAUCCUGAUGAUAUUAGUUUACCAGAUUUACCAGAGUGUACGCCAAUAUCUACUACACUAAACACCCCUAUUCAUUCGGACACUGAAGAAUCUUCACAGAACAUGGAAGACUUAUCAAUAUCCACAAAUCCGAUAGAAGUGAUGCAAAACAGUCCAGUAAUCAGUUUUACACAGCUGAACAGUGAGAAUAAAGUAAAGAACAUAUCUCUUGGUACUAUAGAGUUGGAAUUUCAAAAGGAAAAUCGUUAUAAGAAUAAUGAGCAUACCAAUAGUGAGCAUAUGCAAGAGGUAGGCAAUUUCGAAUUGUCUGGCAACUUGAAGGCAAAAUCGAAUGAAGCGAUUAAGAAUAAACAGCUGAAAAAUCUUGGGAUCAAUGCUGUAAGAAAAAAAGUGUGCUUGAUAGAUGGUAAGGAGAAUAAUACCAAAAUUCUUGAUACAUGUGCUGUUUUAACGUCCAUGGAGUAUGAGCUGGAUAUUCGGCAAAAAGUUGUUGAAAGCGAGAAGAAUUCAGAUCGUGACUCUUCUGAUUAUACACAUGAAAAAGAACACAAAAGCGUUAGUAGAUCGACGGAAGCGAUAAAACAUGGAGUACAAAGAAGCGAGUCUGACGAUAACAUCGGUUCUAACAUGAAUUUAAGCCCAACGGUGUCUGAUAACGAGUCCCAGCCAUCAAAAAGCGACAAAGAAAUGUUUAGAAGAAGAAAGGUAAAGACUUCAACUGUAUCUACAAACACCAACUGUCUAAUACCCUCUGAACUUGAUCUAAAUAUUAGGAAAAGAGCCAAAGAAGCAACAACCUGGGAAGAUAAAUGCAUAGACAAAUACGUAGAUAGAGAUUUAAGUCAGAAAAGAGAUGCUGAUCACUUGAAACAAUCAAAAGUUUCUGACACGAGGAAAUUCGAUGAUUCGAGCUCAUCCCAAGGCGGAGAGCACUCUGUGUGCCAUAUAACUUCUCAAUAUAAACACCAUUCUGCUGCUGUGAUAAAAGACAUUUUAAGUGAUAAAAAAACGCACGGCAUCACAGACAGGAUCAUGAAUGAAAAAUCACCUGAGUUCCCAAGUAAGAUGAACAAUACAAAUACCAAAGAUCUUCCUGAAGAGGUGGAAAUUAGAAAACGGCCAUCCAGCAAAACAGUUUCAACGUUGCACGAAAGUAUUCAGUCUCAGACUUCUAGGUUGUUGCAGAAAGAUUUGAAAGGUGUCGAUGGAGACGUCAGGUACACUGCAGAGGAAAUGCGUUUGCUGAAAGAGUACAGAAAGAAGAAGGAUAAGUUGUAUCAGGCUUGUAAUGCACACGAUGAUAACAAGAAUGAGAAAACAAAAUCUAAGAGCCACAAGUUAGGGGACAAGUUAUGCUUGGAGCAGAACUCUAUAUCUUCAAUAGUUAGUUUAAAUUCAGAGAAUUUGGCGACGCAGGAAGAAACAAAAAGCCACUCGUGCUCGAAAAGUUUAAUAAAGAAUACCGACUUCGGCAUUCAAGUUGCCAAUGUAAAUUUAAAAAUUAAAGACAACGAUAUUGGCAAGGAGUUAAUCCUCGGAGAGAAGAGCCAGGAACACGCGAAAGACCCUCUGGAAGGGAUUAAAAUCGAAAUCAAUGUAUCGUGCACAGAUAGAAACGUGAAAGGGCAGGAGCAAAAUAAACGAUUACUGUACGAUGAUCGUAGCCUGUACGAAAUCGACGAUUCACUCUCUCACUCAAAUACGUUGGACUGUCAACGUAAAUUACACACCAAGGAACAACCCAAUUCAAAGCUAUCCGAAAGAGCUCACAAAGUGUUUGAGAAAUCCGACGCGAUAGUUGAUGUUGUCGAAACGAAUCAGAGUAAAAGAGAGGCGGAGAAGAAUUUGAGAAUAACAAUCAAGAAAGAUAGGAGAACUUCGUCAGAGGCAAACGAGGAAAUGGACUCCAUCGUUCCUAAAGAAGCAUGUAGUUUAAUUUCAGAAAGUCAGUCUUUCAGCAAAUCUUCGCGCAGCAACAUAUUCUGUAAAGAUGUAUCGAAGGCCGAGGUAAUCAAGGAUAAGGAGAAAAGUGCAAUAUCAAAUAUUGCCACAGUCGAUCCAAAUAAUAAAGUUAAGGGGAAGAAUAAAUCUGAGGACGAUAAGGAAGGGAAUCGUGCGCGUGAAAAUGACGACCGAGUGGUAAGGAUGCAAAAGCAAAGUUCCACGAGUUUCAUGAAUAUUUCAGGCGUGAUGGAAAAAGAGGUAGCAAGCGUACCUCAUUCGAAAGCUUCUGUGAAACUGCAAGAAAGCAACUUUGUCGAACUAAGAAACAAAUCGUUAAAUAAUCUGAAUAAUUUGGACUUGAAGUUUGGCAGGUAUUCCGAGUUAGAUUUAGAUCGUGAUCGUCGUGUCGCUGAGGAAUUAGACGAGGAUAAGUACUACACGGGUAAAUGGAAGAAGCCAAAGAUAGAUGACAUUUUAGAAGACUGUGACAUGUUCCAAAGUAGCAGCGGGUACGUAAAUCCGAUAUUCUCAAGCAUAGAAAAGCUGGAGAAUCUGCACACAGUUCCUGUAUAUACUACCAAAGACGGAAAGAUAUCCUAUAGCCCUAAUCGAAGAUUCACCUAUCAUGAACUAAUGAUGGAGGCUCGUAGGCGAGAGUCCUAUUCCUCUGUAAAGAAGGAUACUUGGAACAGCUAUUACAACUCGAAAUUCCGCAAAAUGAACAAGAGGAAACGGCAUCAUGAUCUUAGCGACAAGAAGAAGUACGAAUAUAAGAGUACCAAGUGUCUUUAUGAUAGGAAAAAGAAUUAUUCUGAUGAAUUUUAUGGCAAAAAUCAUGUUAAAUAUAAAGAUUAUAUACACAGUAUUAGAAACGAUAAUGCCAUUUGGUCUGAUCAUUGUAAAAUGGAUAAAAUGUAUAGUAGCAGUGAUUCUGAUGAUCAGAUUAUAGAUCAUAGCAAAAAUCACAUUACCGAGAUAAAUAAUAGUAAGAAAGAUCAGAUUAUAGAAAAGAAAGGUAUAACUAUCUCUAAAUUACAGAAAGAUGAUAUUUUUAUCAAUGAAUUAGACCUAGAAUCUAAGAGUAAAGAAAAUGUAGCUGAUAAACCUUUGAAUAAAGACAAAGAUAUGGAUUUAGAAGAAACACAAAUGAUUCAGUUUCAAAUCCUUGAUAUGGAAGAGAAUAAUGAAAAUUGUAAAAAUGUUAAUAAUAAUUGUGCAGAUAAUUAUAUAUCUAGUGGACAAUCGGAUAUUCCAUCAACAUCUGUACAAUUGACUCAAGAAAAACAAACUGUGGAAUAUAGCGUUAAUGAAUCUUCAAUAUUAAAUGAUUCAGCAAUCACGUCGGAAAAUGUUCAAACAGUUGAAGACAAGAAUCCGAGUAAUCAAACUAUUGAUAAAAUUGAAACUCUUAAUAAAAUUAAAAGUGAAGAGAAAAAUGUAGUUACAAAGAUUGAAUUGCUUAAUAAAGCAUCUUUAUUGGAUGAGCGAGUUAGUUUAUAUGAUCCUGAAAGGAGAAAAGAUGAUGAAAAAACUAUUUCAGAGGUAGAUAUUACAGAGCAAGAAGCAGAACAGAAAAAAGAAAUUAACAUAAAUGUAUCUGAUAGUCAAACUUUUCUAGAAUCUGAAAAUAGCUUUGAAAAUAUAAAAGAUACAGAAAGUAAUAACAAAUCAGAAACUAAUCAAGUUGACAUGGUUGGCAUAUUAGAGUUUGAAAAUGACAUAACAAAAAAGGUUUUAAAUCCUCAAACAGAUUUUAAUGAUAUGUUUGACCAAGUUUCACAAGAAUCUUUGGACUUAGAAAGACAAAAGGACACAUUUAAUGAAAUUGUUGAAGAAUCUGAAGAGAAUAUUAAUGAAGAAAAUAUUUUAGAGUGUGAAGAAGAGAUUGUGCAAUUUAGUGAAGAAGUUGAAAUUCCAAAUGAAGAAGUUGUAAACAAAGCAGAAAAAGAAGAUAAUGAGUAUUUAGAGAAUUCAAAUAAUGAUAAUUUGUCGACAGACACUUCUGCAAUGAAUCAAGAGGAAUCCGAAUCUCAGGCAAUAUUAACAGAGAAAAUAAUUGAUCAAGGAGAUAAUUCAAAACACAUUUCUGUUGAGCCUAUUCAACAUCAAGAUAAUAUUGAUAUAAACUCUGACCAAAUAAAUACAAUUACCGAAGAAAAAAAUUUUACUGAUUUUUCAAAAACUGAAAUUUAUCUUGAAGAUGAAAAUAUUACAAACAAUAUUACAGAUAUUGUAUCAAGCAAAGGUGAGAUAGAAGUUAUUCUAUCAAACAUAGAAGAAAUUUCAGUGAAACAAAUAAUAACUGAUCAUUUAAAAAAUGAAAGUGAACCAAAUGAUUUGCCGACUAUCCUUGAACAUGAAACAAAGUCCGAUCAAGACACUUUUGAAGAUAAAGAGAUGCAUAUUCUCGAUACAUGUUGCUCCAUUAAAAACUCUCUAAUUACAGAUGUCGAAAGUAGUAAAGAUAAAACUGAAGUGGAUGAACAGAAAGAAGAGCAAAUUACUCUUGAACAAGUUCCUUGCAAAAGUUUGGCUCAUUUUUCAGAUAGCAAUAUCGACAUGAAAACAAUACCUAAACUGGUUAUAAAGAAAACUGAUACGCCAAAUUCGAAAUCGGCUUGCUCAUUGGAUUACACAGAAAUUUCUGAAAACUGCGAUAAAUACGAUGCAAAAUUAUUAUCUGAACUACAUCCAAAAAUACCAAAAGUGAUUAUCACUAAGAAUAGAUCACGUUCAGCAACUCCAGUUGAAAUUUUUCAGAAGACUAAAUCUGAUAAAAUGCAAUUUGUUCUUCCAGAACAGAACGAUGAAAGCAUGGAUGUGGAUAAUAGCAGUUUUGAAUCAUACACUUUAAAGUACAACAAUUGUGAGAAUAAAGUACCUAAGGUGAGGAUAAAGUUAGAGGAUAUAUCAUCUAAGGAUUUAAAAAUGUACUUGAAACGCAAAGAUACUAAGAAAAGAAUUCCAAAGAUGAGAAUCAAAAAACUUAAAACGCAAGAAAGUAAAAGAAUUGAAACGAAGGACAGUUCAGGAACAGAAGGCACCGAUUCUGAUGAAAAUAAGAAUUUUCACGAAUUAAUGUCCAGUGAUACAGAAAUUGAAAGAACACCGAAAUCAAAGUUAAAAAAACAAGAAGACAGAUCUUGGUCACCUGAAAAAAAUAAAGGGAAAAAUUCUAAUAUUCCUAAAAAGACUAAAAGAACAAAAGAAGAGGAUUCAAAACACACUGCCAAGUAUGAUACGGCAAUUAGUGAUGAAUUAAAGAAAAAGUUUCCUCAAUGCAUCAUUGAAAAGAUUCCCAAGGUUAUAAUAAAAAGGACUCAGAUUGGUACAGAAUUUAAGUGUGAAAUCAGCAAAAGUAAAAAGACUUCGAUCAUUGAAACAUCUAAAUGGCAACCAAAAGUAAAAUUACAAAGAUUAGAUGUUCUGGAUCAUAUGGUGAAAGAUCUAAAGCAAUCAAGAAUCACAUUAAGCGAUAAGUUUGAUUUGUCUGCAAGAAUGAAAAAUAUUAACAAUGAGGAUACAAUUGACAACAGUAAAGUAAAAUUAUCGAGAUCUAAUUCGGUGUCUAAUUUGUCUCCUGCUAAAUACAAACAAAGAAGAUUUUCAGACUCUAGUUACAUGAAAGUUAACACAAAGUCGAACAUUGAAUUCGAGAAUAAUUUAGAUGAAACUGAUAAUGCAGCUAUUUUUAAAUCAGAUGAUAGUGAAAGUAAAAAUAUUAGGAAGAAAGAGAAGAGAAAAAUAUUCUCUGAGAGUAAACAACUAUAUCAUAGUCAGAAUAAUGAGAGCGAAAGUGAAAUGGGAGAAAUUAUAACGAAACAUUCUUUUCGAAAUAUUCUGACGAACGAAGACAACGAUAUGAUGGUUGUGAAGAAAGAAUACUCGUCUUUUGACACCAAGGAGAGCACACCUCUUAUAGAAGACAAAUUUUUAGACGCUGCCAUCCGUUCGCAUAAUUAUAACGAUAAUAAUAGUUCUAUAAUUAAAGUCGAUUCCUCAGAUGAAAGUCAAACUACAAUAGAAAUUUUGCCAGCAUCACCGAACAGCGAUGAUGAAACUAAGAAUUUUGAAUUUGAGAGCUUCAAUAGAAUGGAUAUGACAGACGCAAUGCCAACUCAAUUGGAAUUAGAAUUGGAACUUAUUGACAAUAACAACACAUGUUCUGAAGUAUUUAUGUCAGAAAUAGAUUAUGCAUCACAUUCUAAAAGCAAGUACAGUAAUGAAGGACCAACUAAGACGUUCUUCAAUGAAUUUCAACAAAAUACCUUUGAUCAAAAUAAAUAUACUUUCUUAAUGAAGAAGCAACAUUUUGAAGGAAAUACAAAUGAUAAUUUUUAUUGCAAUGACUUGUUAAUUAAGGAAGUAUUAGCUGCUAAGGAAACGUUAAAAAAAUGUUUAACAAGAUCUGAGACUGAAGAUGUGGAAAGAUCAACGUCACAAUCUAAGACCGUAGCUGAAAAGAAACAAGGCUUAAGUUUCAGUUUUAAGGAUCUUGGCAAAUCCUCAGACAAAUCUGAAGAAACAUGUUUCAGUAGUCAGAAUAAUAAAAUGAAAAUAGGUGAUUUUCCCUGUGAUAUGGAGACGGAGGAGGUUGAAGAAGAUUGUUUCAAGCAACAUGAAAUUUAUUCUAUAGACUGCCCUACAGUUUCUAUGCAUAGAAAUAGUAAUAUACCAGAUCCAACUACAAUUUCUUUGAAAUCUUCUAAGACAUCCAUGAAUAAUUCUGAUUUAUCAAACAAAUGCAAUAGCAAUGCAGAAAAGUUGCAAGAGACCAAAUCUGUGAAGAAAAUUAAUAGUAGCAGUGACAGUCAGAAAAAUAAUGACAAUUCAAACAACACAAAGGUGAAAGAAAACAAUAUGCCAUUAUUAGUACCAGAGUUUGUUUUAAAUUUUGAUUCCGGCUCAGAUAGAGAUAGCUCUAGAUCUCCGCCUGUUAUAACAAAUCAAGAAGGAGUUGAACAUGUAGUAGAAGAUGCAAAAUUGGUGGAAAAUAAAGUGAUAAGUCAAAUUGAGAAGAUAGAAGAGAAUAAGAAACAUUCCUAUAAAAACUGUGAAAUGACCAUUGCUGAUAUUAUAACACAAUUAGCUUAUCAUGAAAAGGCAACAAUAAAACAUAAAAAAUACUGUAAUUUGUGUGAAAGAUGGUUUCCUACAACUUCGCGACAUCGUCGGCAUUUAGCUGGAUACCAACAUCGUUAUAUGGAAUUAACCCAGCGUAAAAGUAUUCACGCGCUUUUUAUUCUGUUUACUGGCAAACCUUGCCCAAGACUUUUGCCAGCAAACGUAAUUCGCAAUGACUGUUCCAUAGGAGAAUUGACGCCUUUGCAAAUUGCUGUUCAGGAUGUUGCAAAAUGCGUUGAAUAUAUACAACAGAGUCAUAAAACGAAAGAAUAACAGUAACAAAUUAUUAUAUACAAGUUACUUUGGUUGCAUAGAUGCAUUUCCUGUGAUUACCUAUAUUGGAACAAUGUGGUGUGAUGUGAGUACUAUAAAAAAUGUACUAUAAUGAUAAACACAAAAUGAAUUCUAUAAUUCUUUUAAUCUCAAUGGAAUUGUACAACUUUAGUAUGAUUACCAUUGAAAUUGAUAAUUAUACUGUAUACUAUUAUGAAUAUACAUAUACAUAUAUAAAGACAAUGAAAUUAACAUCUAUGAACUUUGCAAAAAAAAAGCUUUGUUGAUUGAUGUUAAUUGUUAAAAGUUACUUGAAAGAAAAGAAAUUACUUUAAGUGGUUAAAUAUUUAGCCAAAGAUCAUAACAAAAAAAAUAAAUAAAUAUAUAUGUUAGAUUAUUUAUAGUUUUUGAAGACUACACAGUCUUUUAUUUGUACAAAUGAAGAUAUGAAUAAUAUCAUAGAUAAAUGUGCAUUAUAAAUUUUUAUUUAUAUCAUGAAAAGACUUAUAUAUACAAUGUAUAAAUACAUAUAUAUAUAUAUA